AUGCGACGCCGACAGACCCUGGUGCUGAUCGGCCUCGUCUUCGUCGCCUUCUGCUUCUACUCGGUCCUCCGCCUCGACGACUCGCGGCUGGUGAGGGAACCUGUGCCGGGUCAGAACCCACAGCCGCCAGAGACGAAGAACACAGGCGAGAACAAUGCUGGCGACAAGCCCGAGUCCGUACAGUGGGAGGAGGCGCCUCGCAUCCCCGGUGGCCCCCGACCAAAGCCUGUCAGCGGAACCGGCUCGCACCCCAUCUGGUUUCUCAUGAGCGAUGCCCAGCGCGAGCACGACCGAGUCACCAAGAAGCAGUCCCAGACGCUGGCCGAUGCCGUCAAGGAAUACCGCAGGCGGUACCAAUUGCCCCCGCCACCCAACUUCGACAAAUGGUUCGAGUUUGCCACGGCCAACAAGGUCCAGCUGAUCGACGAGUUCGACACCAUUCACGACCUCAUCACCCCCUUCUGGGGCCUGAAGCCGAAGACGAUUCGCGCGAGAGCAAAGGAGGCAUUGGGCUUCGACAAUGCGCUCAUCGGUGUCGCCAUUCGGAACCAUGAGAUUUCUCACAUCAACGGCGGCCAGGAAUGGCAGCGCAAUGCCACCGAGGGCAUGAUGGUCAAGUUUCUGCAGUACCUGCCGGACAUGGACCUGGCCUUCAACAUCCACGACGAGCCACGGGUCGUCGUUCCCCACGACGAUCUGACGCGGCUCGUGAGCAAGGCACGCGACGUGAACAUGCCCGCUUCCAACGCCAACUCGGCCCCAACCAAUGACUUCUCCAAGACGGCUCCCGAGCUGAGCGACAAGAAGAUGUUCGAAGAAACAAAGCUGACCCGGUUCAACGUCUUCGCCCACCAGCCCACCUGGACGCAUUCGCGCAUGUCGUGCCCGCCCGACAGCCCAGCCAGGAUACUCGAGGAGGACGAGCGCGCCGACGACAUGAGCAAGUACGGGGUUAGCGACCUCGGCUUCGUCUACAACGCUACAGCCAUGUCGGAUGUUUGUCUCACCCCGUCGCUGAGCUCGUCUUUCGGCUUCUUCGACCGGCCCAACGCCUUCAACAUCGUCCACGACCUGUUCCCCAUCUUCUCGCAGUCAAAGAUUUCGUCCUACAACGACAUCGUCUACCCCUCGCCGUGGUACUGGUACCAAAAGGUGUCCUACGAUGAGGAUAAGGACAAGCCUUGGACGCAGAAACUGGAUAAGCUCUACUGGCGCGGCUCCACGACGGGUGGCUUCAGCCGGAAUGGAGGUUGGAGGAGGCAGCACCGCCAGCACUUCGUCCAGAAGAUCAACGCCCAUGACCAGGUGCAAAUCAUGGUCAACAACGGGGGAGCAGAGAAUCCGAAAUGGGAGGCGAAGCAGGUUCCUCGCGGGGACUACCGCGACUUCAUCGACGUGUCUUUCUCCCACGUCGGCCAGUGCGACCCCGGUGACUGCGACGCGCAGAUCCAAUUCUUCGACGUCAAGGACCGCGUGGAGCAGCAGGACGCGUGGGGGUACAAGUACCUCCUGGACAUCGAUGGCAACGCCUUUUCGGGUCGGUUCUACGCGUUCUUGCAGAGCAAGAGCCUAACGUUCAAACUUGCCGUAUUCCGCGAGUGGCACAACGAGUGGCUCCGGCCCUGGGCUCACUACGUACCCCUGAGCCUCCAGGGCGACGAGUGGCUCGAAGCGGUGCGCUUCUUUGGCGACAGCAGCCUCGGCAACAAUGAGGCGGAGCGCAUCGCUAUGGCGAGCAGGGAAUGGGCCAACAAGGUAGUCCGCAAAGAGGACAUGGAAGCGUGGUUUUUCAGACUGCUUCUCGAGUAUGGACGUGUAAUUGACGAUCAGAGAGCUAUCAUCGGCUUCGACCCGUCCAGCGCGGGCAAGAAGCUGUCGUAG
Purpureocillium lilacinum is the source of this 1881-nucleotide messenger RNA. RefSeq names its product capsule-associated protein CAP1. The record is from RefSeq and is a predicted model, not a curated record. Lineage: Eukaryota; Fungi; Ascomycota; Sordariomycetes; Hypocreales; Ophiocordycipitaceae.